AUGUCUUAUUAUCAAGAUUUCUCAUAUUGUUAUUCAUCAAGCGAUGAAUCAUUUUCUUAUGUUUCAGAUCCAUGCUAUUGUCCUGUUCAUUAUGCUCCUCCAGUUAAUACAUGUGCUAUUCAUCAACCAUAUGCAUAUUAUACUAAUAAUGGAAAUAUCAAUGUUCAACCAGUAGUAAGUAAUUAUUCAAAUGUAAAUUUUUCUUCUUUACAGGUUCGUCCAGAGAAGACUCGUCGAUUUUCUUCUGAACAAAUUCGAAUUCUUGAAGAACAUUUUUAUAAGGUUGAUAAAUAUCUAUCAAAAGUAACAAUUGAUGAACUUUCAACUCGAACUCAAUUAAAACCGGCCCAAAUUCGUGUCUGGUUCAGCAAUAAACGUACAAGAGAACGACAAUAA
Messenger RNA from Rotaria socialis, 396 nucleotides. NCBI's taxonomy places the organism in Eukaryota, Metazoa, Rotifera, Eurotatoria, Philodinida, Philodinidae. The record is from the annotation of a GenBank genome assembly.